Molecule: messenger RNA, 3356 nt
Organism: Cuscuta campestris
Lineage: Eukaryota; Viridiplantae; Streptophyta; Magnoliopsida; Solanales; Convolvulaceae
Source: the annotation of a GenBank genome assembly
AUCUCACGACGUAGUGACCGUUGACUACAUCUGUUCCUCUUCUUAGAUUACCUCGGUCCUCGGCACACUGGGCUACGCCAUUCAUUCCUCAAGCGCAACCUCCGACCUCGACAGCAGCUAAGGUUAUGAUUGGUUAAAUUUCUUUUAUCGCCUAGCAGGAAGUUAAUAUUCAGAGACACAAAUGAGCAGUUGAUUAGUGAAAACAAUUAGGUGUUUUCGAAACAAUGGGGACCCAAAACUCUUCUGUCAUUGUCUCUAAAAAGCCUCCUCCUGCUCCUAAGUCUAUAAUAAACCAGAGGUUUGGUGCUAAAGCUACGUACAAAGUAGAGGAAGUCCAAGAUUGCAGUCAAAAUGGAAGCGCAGGUUUAGGCAUUUUGCAGAAAGUUCCUUCUCUCUACCGCUGCACUCUGGAGCUUCCCGAAUUUUCUGUUCUCUCUGACAUCUGUAAACGGAAGAAGGAUGCCGAACAAUCUGCUGCAGAGAAAGCCAUUGAAAAGCUCGGCAUCCACCCAAAAGAAGACAAUAUCACCCCGGAGAAGGCAUGGGAUCAAUUGGUCAGUUGGCUGUCAGUUUUGUUCUCAAAUGAGUUUCUUUCUUCAGAGCAUCCUGUUAGCUGUCAUUUAAGAGCUGCACUACAUAGAAAGGGUGAUUUUCAUGGUUUUCUUCCAGUAUCUGCAAUUGCUGCCUAUGAUGCAAAGGUUUGUAGUUUGUGCAAAUGCAUACAACCGGAGGCUGCCUCAAGUCUUUUGUUGGCAAUAGAACAAAUUAUUAGGGCAGCUGAAAAGUUAUCUGGCUCUUUGAUCUUGUCUGAAGACCACCUUUCACUUAAGAGGUUGAAUGCAUAUUCUCCUGAGAUUGUGCAGCCUUUAUCAAAAUCGGAAGCUAGUAUGGUUGAAAGCAUUCCAGUUCAGGUGAUACGUGUUCCAUCUUCAGUUAAGAAGGAUGUAGAGCCUUUGACCCUUAAUGUAUCUUUCAAUGGCUAUUACCUGGAUGUUAUUGCAUAUGAACUAGGAUUAAGAGAUGCUUCUAAGCUUCUGAUUUCUAGGCCUAUUGGUAGAGCUUCAUCAGAGACAAGAUUAUAUUACUCUGUUUCCAAUGCUAUCACACUUUGCCAAUCCUCUGAGUGUCAUUCCAAUCAAACUGGUGUUUGUGAAAAUGAAUUUAAUGUCAGGGCAAGUUACUUAUCUGGUCAAGAAAUAUGUGGUGAUGUGAUUUUGGCCUCUCUGGGGUACACAUGGAGGUCUAUUGAUCUCUGUCAUGAAGCUGUGUCCUUACGUACAUACUAUAGGUUGCUUGCCAAAAAGAUACCUCGGGGAAUUUACAAGUUAUCAAGGGAAGCAUUAGUUGCAGCAGAAUUGCCUACAAUGUUCACAACACGAAGCAAUUGGAAAGGUUCCUUUCCAAAAGAAAUCCUUUCUGUAUUCUGCCGCCAGCAUCGACUAUCUGAACCUGUCUUUCUAUGCAAUUCUCUAGAAUCACAACCUGUCUUACAGGGAUCAACUGGGUUGGGUGGGGCGAAAAGAAAUGGAAGUGAUCUUGAUGGAGCAUCAACAGGACAAAUUUUAUCAUACAAGUGUGUGCUCAAGAUUUUAUCGAAGCAUCAGGAUUUGAUUAUACAGUGCUCACCAAAGGAGUCUUUUAAGAAAGAGGCUGAUGCAAUAGAGACUUCUGCCUUGAAAGUCCUUUCAUGGUUGACUUUAUUUUUUGAUACACUUGAUAUGUCUGCAGAAGCUGUUACCUCUGCCUCCAAAGAUCUUGAUAUCCUUAUUUACCCUGAACAGUUUCUAAAAGAGUUUAGGAUAUGCCUAUCUACGCAUCACCAGUUCCAGAGCAUUGGAGCAACUUCUCAUAGUUUCUUGGCUUGUGAGUAUAUGCAUCAACAGAAUAACAAACUGGGAGAUAAUGUAUGUUUUUCCAAGAUAGACGAUCAGGACUCUGGAGUUACUCCAUCUACUGGUUGUAUAGUUUGUUUGAGUUAUAACAUAGCUUUGGUUGUGGUCGUGGAAGGAAAAAGCAUUAAGGAACUUAUUGAGAGUAGCGAAGAGUUUGAUUUCGAGGUUGGAUGUGGUGCUGUUUUCCCUCUUCUAGAGACAGUUGUUCUGCAGAUGUCUAUUGGUCAGUCUGCAUCGAUUAAAAUGGAGUUACCUCCCGAAGAGUACAUUCUAGGUGCAGCUGUUAAUUCUGCAACCAUUGUUACAUUAUUGUCAACAGGAAGUUGCUUUCUGGAGUGUCACAUAACUUUGCUGCGGGUGACAGUACCCCUAGAGGACAGAAUGGAGCAGGCUUUAUUUAAACCUCCUCUUUCAAAACAACGUGUUGAAUAUGCAUUGCAACACAUUCGACAUUCAUGUGCUACUUCUUUGGUUGAUUUUGGUUGUGGUUCUGGAAGUUUAUUGGAUUCAUUGUUAGGUUAUACAUCUUCUUUGGAAAGGAUUGUUGGCGUUGAUCUUUCCCGUAAAGGUCUUGCUCGUGCAGCAAAGGUGAUCCAUCAAAAGCUUAGUGCAAAUAUUGAUACUAAACUAUCAUCUAACAAAGUCAAAUAUGCUGCUCUGUUUUAUGGCUCAAUAACAAACUUUGAUUCUCGCUUGCGUGGAUUUGAUAUUGCAACUUGUUUGGAGGUUAUUGAGCACAUGGAAGAAGAUGAGGCUUGUAUAUUUGGGGAUGUUGUGCUAGACUCUUUUCGUCCAAGCAUUCUUAUAGUCUCAACCCCAAAUUACGAAUACAAUCCGAUUCUCCAGAGGUCUGCACUGCGAAGCGAGGAUGAAGAGGACCGGGAAACGUGUAAAUUCCGGAACCACGACCACAAGUUUGAGUGGACGAGAGAGCAAUUCUGUCACUGGGCAACUGAUCUGGCUAAAAGGCAUAAAUAUGGUGUUGAAUUCAGUGGAGUUGGAGGGGAGGCCGAUAAAGAACCAGGGUUUGCCUCCCAAAUAGCUGUCUUUACAAAGAAAGAUGAUACUACUAUUUUGAAAACAGAAGAUGUUGCUGAAGAUUAUGAAGUCGUGUGGGAAUGGAAUGGAAUAGAUGACACUAAUUUAGGUUCUGCAGUCUGAUGCUUUUGGACAUUACCUCCCAUCCCAUCAUCAUUCUUCAAUUCUGGUUAUCAUUUUGAUACCUUUUGUAGGGACCAUAUGUUGUAUGACUAAUUUACUAAUCUGACAUUUAAAACUGCGUACUCACCAUUAUACCCUCCCUCCCAAAACAAAAUUUAAUUUUUUUUCUUUUUUUGGUUGUCCUAAAAUAUUGCGAGUUUGUGACGGACGGCCUCUUUGUUCCUCGCACUAAGCUAAAUUGAAACACUUAACCGACCACAACGUUUAUUAUUCACCAGCGUGGAAUGAAUUGCUCACUAAUUU